UGUUUGCUCUGGACGAUUUUUUUCUCGUUGGUUUGCUUGUCCUCUGCAGAGAUUAGAGGUCAAAAACAAAAACGUUCUUCAAGUUAGAUUUUGGUUGUUGCUGUGGUUUGUCUACCUAGCCGGGGUUUUUUUUAUUAUCGAAUUUUACCAUGGCUCUACGUAAAUUAUCUGUAGAUAAAGUAAAGGUUGCAGAUCUCCGUGUUUUCAUCAGAGUUGAUUUCAAUGUUCCCAUGAAAGAUUCUGUCAUAACAAACAACCAGCGCAUCGUAGCUGCGUUGGACACAAUCAAAUACGUCCUGGACAACAAGGCGAAGUCCGUCGUGCUCGCGUCGCACUUGGGGCGGCCCGACGGGACCGCGAACCCGAAGUACUCCUUGAAGCCGGUCGCCGACGAACUGGGGAAGCUGCUCGGCAAGCCGGUGAAGUUCCUGGACGACUGCGUGGGCCCGGCUGUGGAGGAGGCGUGCAAGGACCCGCCCCCGGGGACGGUGAUCCUGCUCGAGAACCUGCGCUUCCACGUGGAGGAGGAAGGGAAGGGCGUCGACAAGGGCGGCAAGAAGGUUAAGGCGGACCCGACCAAGGUGAAGGAGUUCCGCGAGUCCCUCCGACGCCUGGCGGACGUGUACGUGAACGACGCGUUCGGCACGGCGCACCGGGCGCACAGCUCCAUGAUGGGCGACGGCUUCGACACCCGCGCGGCGGGCUUCCUGCUCAACAAGGAGCUCGAGUACUUCAACAAGGCCUUGAACUGCCCCGAGAGGCCCUUCCUGGCGAUCCUCGGCGGCGCCAAGGUCGCCGACAAGAUCCAGCUCAUAGAGAACAUGCUGGACCUCGUCGACGAGAUGAUCAUCGGCGGCGGCAUGGCGUUCACGUUCCUGAACGUGCUCGACUGCAUGAAGAUCGGCAGCUCGCUGUUCGACGAGAAGGGCGCGGGUAUCGUCAAGGCCCUGAAAGAGAAAGCUGACAAGAAAGGGGUUAAACUCCAUCUGCCCGUGGACUUCGUGAUCGGGGACAAGUUCGCGGAGGACGCGAAGGUCGAGACGAGCGACAUCGCCUGCGGCAUCCCGGACUGCUGGAUGGGAAUGGACAUCGGCCCGAAGAGCACGGAGGCCUUCUGCCAGGCCGUGGGGCGGGCCAAGCUGAUAGUGUGGAACGGCCCGAUGGGGGUGUUCGAGUGGGAGAGCUUCGAGAAGGGCACCAAAGGCCUGAUGGACGCCGUGGUGGAGGCCACUUGCAGGGGAACGACGACCAUCAUCGGCGGAGGGGACACCGCCACGUGCUGCGCCAAGUGGGGGACGGAAGACAAGGUCAGCCACGUCAGCACCGGUGGGGGCGCCAGCCUGGAACUGUUGGAAGGGAAGGAGCUGCCUGGUGUCGCUGCCCUGAGUGAUGCAAAGUAGGACUCGCCGUGUGUGUAGCGGCUGCAGCAUGUAAAGCCUACCUUUGAAUAAACUCCCUAGCAUUUAUGUGUAAACCUAUUGUAAAUUAUUAUUGCAGACCAGACUAUAUGUGAGAUAAUUUGAAAGAUUAAUUUAUUUUAUUGUUGAAUUAUAGCUUUUUUGUUGUUAUUUAAGUCAAUAGCUGGACAAUAAAAUAAAUUAUAGUUGGAUAUA
Messenger RNA from Bacillus rossius redtenbacheri, 1613 nucleotides. RefSeq names its product phosphoglycerate kinase (gene Pgk). Gene Ontology annotation, biological process: gluconeogenesis; glycolytic process. The transcript has a single exon. Gene Ontology annotation, molecular function: ATP binding; ADP binding; phosphoglycerate kinase activity. The record is from RefSeq and is a predicted model, not a curated record. The coding region runs from base 150 to 1400 and encodes 416 amino acids. Gene Ontology annotation, cellular component: cytosol. NCBI's taxonomy places the organism in Eukaryota, Metazoa, Arthropoda, Insecta, Phasmatodea, Bacillidae.